Molecule: messenger RNA, 7672 nt
Organism: Zeugodacus cucurbitae (melon fly)
Lineage: Eukaryota; Metazoa; Arthropoda; Insecta; Diptera; Tephritidae
Exons: 21
Coding region: 1661-5044 (1127 amino acids)
Molecular function (GO): protein binding
Source: RefSeq, a predicted model, not a curated record
CCAUAAAAAUCUUUCAGUGAGAGUUUACGAUCCCGCGGGUACGGUCGGAACUUUCGGGAUUUACGCGUAACAUUCCGUAGCAUUAAACUAUUCGCAAUUUAUUUCAUUUCAUUUUUUUUUCGUCGUCAACCGUCGUCUUUGUAUGCGGCGCAGCGCUUACUCGUCGUCGUCGUAUUCAGUAACGGGAAAAUUAAACGGCAAAUAGCAACUAGCGUAUCGUGCCGAUUCUGACGGCUUACAAAACAGUGCGAUGCGGUUUGUGCAGCUGUUCUGUGCGCGCUAAAUGCCAAUGCAGUAAGUAGUGCAAAAAUCAGUCAUACCGUUAAACUAUAUUUUGUUGGACGCGCGUGUAAACGUGACGUGUGCGGGCGUGUGUGUAUGUGUGCAAUUGUGUGAACGCCCAUUUGUUUUGGGGCUCAAGCGCCAUAUGAAAAUCUCGAAUUGCCGCUGAAAGGAAGUAAAGUUGUGCAAGCGAAAAAUUCUCCAGUGGGUGCCCACGAAAAAUCAAAGAUACAUAUAUAUGCGCGUGUGUGUAUGUGUGCAAUUGCACGGUGAAAACUGGUGUAGUUCAAGCGAAAUACAACAACAGUUGUGAGCUACAAUAAAAACUGUGUAAAAAGUGUAUACAAAAGUGAAACGCGUCCAGGACGCGCUCGGCGUAAGCAGCGCGGCGCGUAGCCCCAAAAACGGUGAGUGAGACGUGGCAGUGUUGGAAAUACACAAACAAACACACAUAUAUACUCCAGUGUGGCUGUGGCAAUUGCAGCUGCAAUCUGCUUGCAUUUAGCUCAGCAUUCCGCCUGCUGCCCGGCUAGUUAAAGCGUUUUCGUUAGUAAGCUCUAGUGUUUCACUCCGCUCCGUUUCGCUUAGUGCGCGCGUGUGUACGCUUUGCCAUAAUGCUGCUAAUUUCGCGUUAAGCGCCACUUAAAUGCCAAAUUAAAGUGUUGCGUGUGUAAAAAGCUUGUUAAAUUUGUGGUCAUUUAGCACCAACUUCAAGCGGAAAGUGACAUUCUAGUGCGUGUAGCUAAAAGUGCAAAUUUAAGUAAACACUAUUUAAAUGUAACUAAAACUGCCAAAUUGCUUACUUACAAAAGCUUAGGUUGUAGUUUACGCUUACAACAGCAACAACACUAGCAACAAAAUACAAUUUUACUGCAACAACUAAAAUAGUAAACACUCUAAAGGAAGCUGCAAGUAAAUACUCUUUCCACUUCCUCAGUAAUAAAAAAAGUACUCAUAAAUACAUACAGACGACUUAAUCCGUACGCUGCCGUACAUUUCUUAAAAGCUUUUGCGGUUUAAAGAGGUGUGAAUAUGCUAGUAUUGUGAAAAAUAAAUAAAAUUCUGAAAAUGUGAAAGAGAUUAACGCUUAACGGUAAAAGAUUCUGUAUGGAAAACAAAAUAAAAAAAUGUGCAGCCACAAUUUGUGUCAUAAAGUAUUGUGCAUGCGUGGCAUAUGCAAAUCCCCACAAGUAUUAAACCAUAAACUGUUGUCAUAAUAUUCUACUGCUUAUGAAAAAUUGCAAAAUAAUAUAUGAAAUUUAUAUAAAAAAAUAGUGAAUCUGUCAAAUCGUGCAAUUAUACACUAAUAACCUUAAAAAUAACUCAACGACUAGUAUAACCUACAAUUCCACGCUAUCCAAACUAUACAAUUGUCAAGAUGUCCUCGCAAAUAUUCACACCCUUCUGGUCACUCUGCAUAGUUCUAGCUUGCAUUCUCGCCAGCCAUUGCACUAAUUCGUCACGUGCACGCACCAGUCCAUCGACAAUGACACGCAACAUCGAAGAAGAAAAUGUUCGAUAUCUUUUGGAAGGACCGCCCGUACUGUCCGAAUCCAUCCAAGGCACAUUGGGCCGUUUGCCUUGUAAUGUGACGCCGCCCAUUUUGGAGGACCGCGUUGCACUCGUAAUUUGGUUUAAAGUGGGUCUGAAGACGCCCAUUUACAGCGUCGAUACGCGCGACUCAAACUUUGCAGAUGGCACACACUGGUCCGAUGAAUCGUAUCGCGAUCGCUUGUCCUUCUCCGUCGAGGGACGUUCAGGAACGCUGGCAAUUAAGAAGACCCGACAAGACGACACGGGCGAGUAUCGUUGUCGUGUUGACUUUCAAAAGAGUCCGACGCGCAAUUCAAAAGUGAAUUUAACUGUCAUAACACCACCCGAGUCAAUAAUCAUACUAGAUAGUAAAGGUGCGACGAUAAAGGACUACAAAUUGGGUCCUUACAAUGAAGGUGCGGUCAUCAAUAUAACCUGUGUGGCGGUUGGCGGACGGCCACAACCGAAAGUCACCUGGUGGAAUGGCAACAAAGAGAUCGACCAAUCGUCGCAUUCAUUGUCAGAUCGGCGUGUCGGCAAUAUACUGACGUUGGGCAAACUGACACGUGAGAAUCUACACAUGCAGCUUACCUGUCAGGCGGCCAACAACAAUUUGACGACGCCAAUUACCAGCACCGUUACACUUGACUUGAAUCUGCGCCCGUUGAUUGUGAAAUUGGAUGGCGAAAAUCGGCCAUUGUCCGCCGAUCACUCGUAUCAGCUGCAUUGUAAUGUUAUCGGUUCGCGACCGGCGCCGACGAUUACCUGGUGGAAGGGCAGCACACCCAUGAAGAAUACACAUGAAGUGGCAAAUCCUGAUGGUAAUAUGACAACGUCAAUAUUGACUUUUACGCCAACCAUCGAUGAUCGCGGCAAAUUCCUGUCGUGUCGCGCCGAACAGAGCAUGAUACCGGAAUCGGGCAUGGAGGACGGUUGGAAAUUGGAUAUUUACCACAUACCAGUUGUGAGCCUGGAACUCGGCACCAAUUCCAUAAACUCCACCUUUCGCGAAGGCAUCGACGUUUUCUUCGAGUGCAAUAUCAAAUCGAAUCCCUGGGUCUACAAAGUCAGCUGGCGUCACAAUGGCAACAUACUCGAGAACAAUCUAGCCGAAGGCAUCAUAGUGGCUAACCAAAGCUUAGUGCUGCAAAAUGUGAGUCGCGCUCGGGCUGGCAUCUACACCUGUGUCGGCAGUAAUCGGGAAGGUGAUGGCGAGAGUAAUCCGGUGCAUUUGGAUAUAAGAUUUGCGCCCGUCUGUCGGCCCGGUCAGCGUUUCGCCUACAGUUCCGGACGACAUGAGAUGGUUAAAAUUGCCUGCGAAAUCGAGGCAAAUCCAAUGGAGGCCACAUACAGCUGGAAAUUCAAUGCAACACUCGGCGAGACUAUCGACAUACCGGCAUCACUCAUCGCUGUGGAUCGUGGACGCAGCAUAGCGCACUAUACGCCCAUGACGGAAAAUGACUAUGGCACGCUGCUGUGUUGGGCCAGCAACGAAAUUGGCGAUCAGAGUGAACCGUGUGUUUACACCGUGACACCGGCAGGCGAACCGGAUCCAUUGGUUAACUGCACGCUACUCAAUCAAACGUCGACCGGCUUUCAAAUUGAAUGCAUCGAAGGCUUCGACGGCGGUCUGCAGCAGGAUUUCAUAAUGGAAGUGUAUGUGAACGGAACGACACGCCAUCCGAAAAUUUACAAAUCAAAAACACCAUACUUCGAGGUGCGCGGUCUGGUGCCCGGCGCUGGCUAUAAUGUCUUCUUGGUGGCGCACAACACGAAGGGACGCAGCAAUGCAACCAUACUGCAAGUGUAUACGCUCAAGGAUCCGGAGAAGCAGACAGUCGUAAUUACUUACAAAAAGGGUGACAUGUAUACGCCGCCACGCUUUUACGAACUAACAACUGCCACUACUAUUCUAACAACACAAAUCUACAACAGUACAAUAACAAAAAUUAAAACAAAUAAAAAUCUCUCACUCGCCUAUGCGCCCGUAAUCGAGGAUAUCCGGCCAUUUCUCGGCAUACUGGUCGGCAUUGUGGGCAGCAUAUUCCUGGUGGCGCUUAUCAUUGUCAUUAUUGUUCGCAUGCGUGGCUCAACGGGACGCGAUCGCAAUAAUUACUCGCAUCCAACAACGACGGGCAGUGGGCGUGGCAAUAAUAAUAACGGCAGCGUCAGCAUCGGUACUUUGCACAAUGGGCAAUCAAUACAGGAUAUACGCAUUGGACGGGAUACCUGUCAUGUGACGAGCAGUUUAGAUAGUAUAGACAAAAAUCCGGAUAUAAUACCGCAAGAUGGUCGUGACGAUGACGAGGAGUGGACCACCAAAGGACAUAAUCGCGCCUAUGCCACAGCAGCGUUGGCGGAGCAGAAUGCUGUCAUCACCUCAUCCACAUAUGAUCAUAUAAUGCCCACAUAUGCUGUUGUCGAUAAGAAGUCCGCUGCGCAGCAUUUGCAACAAUUGCAACAACAACACCAACAACAGCAGCAACACCAGCAACAACCGCCACCACCGCCGCAUGGCCAGUAUAUACACUAUAAUGCGCUGAUACCGGUGAGCAAAAUGGGCGGAUAUGCGCAGCAGCAACAACAGUCGCAGCAGCAACUAAAUAAGACUGAUUUAACCUACGCCGAAUUGGCUGGCCCAGGUAAUGGACCACGCAUGACGCCUUACUGCAGCGCCACAUUGGGACGUCCACGACAAACGGAACUGAAACGAGCCGAACCGAACAUCUAUUCACAGAUCGAUUUAGCUCAUCAUCCGAUGUACUCGACGAGUCCCAUGUUUGGCGGUCAAACCACCAUAACCGGUGUCACCAUGUCACAUCCCUCGCAGUUGGCCACAUUUACUCCGGCACCGCCGUUAUUCACGCACAAGGUGCUCGGCGCUGCGCAAUCGCAGUCGCUGCCACCGAAUGUUGCAGUGCCGGUUAGCAGCAAUGGAUUGCUGCAGACGGUGACCGCUGGUGGGGGCCUCGUGUGUAUGGGGAUGCCGCCACAUUCGGCAGCGGCAGCUGCGUCGCUAAUGUGUGCAGCGCAGCAACAACAACAGCAGCAACAUCAACAGCCACAAUCACCACCCACGGGUGGGAAUGGUAUGUCCGUGGUAGGCGGUUAUGGAGAUGUGAACUCCAGUCCGGGCAUGCUGAAAACAGUACCAGAGGAAGUGCAUCAUCAAAUGAAUGGUGAGGAUGUGCUCAUUUCAAAGGAUCGCAAUCAUGCAACACGCUUUUGACGGUAAAUUACAAUCAUCGAGACGCUAGAGAUGGCGCAAUAAGAAUACCAUAGAUGAGAGUGUAGACGAAGUAGAAACGAAUAAGCGAAAAUGUUAACAAAACAAAAGCUGAAAAUGCUAAAGUGUGCUAAACAAAGUGUUUUCAGAGGAAAAUAUGUAAACAGACUAUAAUAGAAUGUGAUGAAAAUCUAAAUAAAUUAAUUAAUGAAAAUCUUAAGUAAAAGAAUUUCCGUUGAUUUAAAAGAAUAUCUACAACUUAAGAGUACUACUACAGACAGAUACAAAGCAACCCUGCAAGACUUAAUUAUGUAAUUCUCGGAGGCGUUCUUAUUUAUUUAAUGUCCUUAAAACCAUAAUUAUCUUUUCUUUUAAGUCUUCUCUUACUUCUCUUACAGUUCUCUCAUUUUAGUUAUGUUCCAUAAGUUCAAUAUAGUUUUGUAAAAUCAAUUUUUAUUUCAAAGUGAAGUUCUCUUUCAUUAAUUUAAUAUUACUCCAAAAUUAAGUUCUUUCACUAGUUCCAUACUGUUUCCCAAGUUUUUACGGUUUCACAGGUUCAAUAUUUUUUCAUAUGUUCAGUACUAUUUCACAAUAUCAAUGCUGUUCCAUAAGUUAAAUAUUAUUACACAAGUUCAGUACUGUUCCUCAAGUCCAAUAUUGUUCCACAAGUUCAAUACUAUUUCAUAAAUUCAAUAUUAUUACACAAGUUCAGUACUGUUCCUUAAGUUCAAUACUGUUUCAAUAUUAUUGCUCAAGUUCAAUACUGUUUCACUAGUUCAAAACUGUUUCACAAGUACAAAACUGUUUUAUAAGUUCAGCACUGUUCCAUAAGUUCAAUAUUAUUACUCAAGUUCAAUACUAUAUCACAAGUUCAAUACUGUUUUGCAAGUUCAAUACUGUAUCACAAGUUCAAUACUGUUUUACAAGUGCAAAACUGUUUUAUAAGUUCAGUACUGUUCCAUAAGAUCAAUAUUAUUAGACGAUUUCAAUACUGUUUCAUACGUUCAACACUGUUUCACUAGUUCAAUACUGUUCCACAAGUUCAGUUUUGUUCCACAAAUUCAAUACUGUUUCAUACGUUCAACACUGUUUCACUAGUUGAAUACUGUUCCACAAGUUCAAUAUUGUUCCAAAAGUUCAAUAUUAUUACACAAGUUCAGUGCUGUUCCUCCUGUUCAAUACUGUUUCAUAAGUUAAAUACUCUUUUACAAGUUCAAUUCUAUUUAGAAAAUGUGCUUCUAAAUAUCAUUUCGUAAGAACUGCAUAUAGAAAUAUUUAAAUUUUGAAAAGGCUAACACAAAAAAUAAUGUUAAUGGUUUUGGAGAACUUUAAAUCAUUAGUGCACUUAUUUUAUAAAAUUUCUUGCAGGGUUGUUUCUAACUCAUAAAGAAAAUUUAUAAAUCUACAUGUAUAUAGGAAAUACACAAAUUAACUGCCAAUAAAAGCAUUUGAAACUCAUAAAGUCUGGGUAAGUUGGAUGGCAGCCCUGUAAGCAUAUAUUGUUCAACACUGUAGUUUUGUCAAUACACGGAUAUGAAGAUGUUUUUAUUUGUGUUGAGCAUUUAGUUGCAUUAUUUUUUCAAAUCUUGGUAAACAUAAAAAUUUAGGAAAUAUAGGAAAUAGCUAAUUAUAAAUAACUAAAAAAUUAAAUGAAAAAAAUUUUAAAUUAUAAAGAAAUAAAAAAAAAUAUGAAAAAAUAAAAAAAGUAAAAAAUUAAAUAAAGAAUUACUUAAAAAAAUUAAAUAAAAUAAUUCAGCUUUUAUUAACAAUUAAAGUGGAAAUAUAAAAAAGUAAUAAAAAAAUUAAAAAUAAAUCUAAAUAUGAAACUCAAAGAGUGAAAUUAAGCAUUAAAUUAAUUGUAAUAAAAAUUAAUUACGCUAAAACAAACACAAUGAAAUUGUAAUUAAUAUAAUUGUAAUGUGUGACAAAGAAAAGUAAGGUUAAGUUUACCAACUUCCACAAAAAAAGAGUUAAUAAAUCAAAAAGCGCAAGCUGUAUGCGUGUAGCGUAACGUAACGGUAAAUUGUUUAAAUUAUGGAUGUAAAAUACGGUAAAAAAAUUACAGCAAAGGAAAAUGCAGAAAUCGAAUUACUGAAUUGUUAAUAAUUGACUAUUAAUUAGCUUUAAGCAUUAAACACAACACGCAUUUAUAGGUACAUAGAUAUAUGUGUAGAUAAAGAAAUACUUACACACAUACAUAUAUAUACAGAACUACAUUUGUAUAUAAAUACCUAGUUACUAAAGCAUAUGUUAAAAAUUCAUUUGUGUAAAUUGCAUUUCAAAAUUAUUUAUUGUUGUUAGAAAAAACUAAAAAAUUACAAUUAAAGCUAGCACAAUAAAUUAAUUACUAGAUGUCAGCGUUUAAGCGCGCAGAAAAUGCAUUUAAAUUGGUUUUUAUUGUAAAAUUUAACUAUAAAUAUUUUUUGUAAAAUAAAUUUAAGAACAUAAACUAUGGUAUAAAUAAUAAGAGACUAGUCAGAUGAUAAAAAUCUUAAUAAAAAGCCAUAAAAAUUAAUAUUAAAUUAUUAUAAUUAAUUAAAAAAAUCAGAAAAAAUAAAUAAAUGUAUACAAAAACAUAAUGUAUAAGAAUAAAAAAAUAAUACAAUAAAUUUAAUAUGCAAAAUUAAAAAA